UCAUCAUGGUGUUAUCAAUGAAACGAUGGGUUGGUAAAGUAGCGAUAGUUACAGGUGCCAGUUCUGGUAUCGGUGCUGCUAUUGCCAAACAAUUAGUUGAAGAAGGUUUAUUAGUUGUAGGCGUGGCUAGAAGGGUAGAACGGAUCGAAAAUUUAUCUAAAAUUCUAGAAAAUAAACCGGGUAAACUUUUUGCGUUUAAAGCUGACCUGUCGAAUGAAGACGAAAUAAAAGAAAUUUUUAUUUGGACUACGAACAACGUAGGACCGGUUUCUAUUUUAAUAAACAAUGCUGGUCUUCAUAUCAGGACCGGACUAGUGGACGGUGAUACCGAAGCUUGGAAAACUACUAUAAACGUUAAUUUAUUAGGUUUGUGUAUUGCUACGAGGGAAGCUAUAAAAAUAAUGAGAAAUAACGAUAUCGAUGGUCAUAUUAUCCACAUAAAUAGCUUUUUGGGGCAUAAAGUAGUUGAUAUACCUAAUUUAGAUGUUUAUCCGGCUUCUAAGUAUGGAGUUACCGCAUUAACUGAAACUUUAAGAUUAGAAUUGAACAGUUUAAAAUCAAAAAUUAAAGUUACUAGUAUCAGUCCUGGUAUGGUGGAUACAGAAAUUUUCGAUAGCGUAAGACAUACGAAAGAAUUUAAAGAUAAUAUUCAAAAAAAUAUGCUCCAACCUGAAGAUAUCGCUGAUGGUGUAAUUUAUACACUGUCUACAGCACCACACGUACAGGUUCAUGAACUCACUAUAAAACCAAUUGGAGAAAAAUUCUAACCAGUUUUUUCAUAUAUUAUGAUAAACUUGUAUUAAAAA
Messenger RNA from Diorhabda carinulata, 806 nucleotides. Its product is annotated as farnesol dehydrogenase-like. The record is from RefSeq and is a predicted model, not a curated record. Lineage: Eukaryota; Metazoa; Arthropoda; Insecta; Coleoptera; Chrysomelidae. Gene Ontology annotation, molecular function: oxidoreductase activity. The transcript is spliced from 4 exons. Bases 6 to 767 code for a protein of 253 amino acids.